AGCCGAGCCGGCCGGUUGUUCCUUCUUCUAGGCGACUGUCUUGGCUUUCCCUCCAGGGGCGCCUCCUGAAUGUCGAGGAAGCCAGCUCGGCUCGAGCUAUAAGAGGCGGUUUGGGCCGAGAGGAGGCUGUGGCCUGGGAGCUCUUUAGUCCCAUUGAAAGGUUCUUGAUCGUGGCGGUGAUCGGCGUGGCGACUGUUGAGUCUAAGAAGAAUUGGUUGAUUUGCCAACUCAAGAAAUCGGUCCAGCUAAGGGAUGAGGUGCUUUCAAGCAUGCAGCAAAAGGUAGACAGUCUAUGCGAACAGCUGAAUAACACCGAAGAGAAGCCGGGAACAUGGGCCAAAACUGAAGUAGAAUCUUCAUUGAAUGGAACUUUUGGCUCUGAGAGUAAAGGUUGAUGACUGUGGUUGUUGGAUUUGCUAUCAACAUCGAGAACAGUUUAAAGGUGACUACAAUGUAAAAACCUCGGGUGGGAAUGUGACAGCAUUGUUGAAUGAGACAGAACACGAGGAGCGCCGCAUGUCGGAUUUGUCGGACUGGGCUUCAAGUGUCACAUCUGCAUCAGAAAUCCAGCUGAACAACCUUGCAAUAGAACAAGAUAUCUACAAUCUUAAGAGGGAAUGUGAAGAGAAGGAUGCGAUCAUAAAGGAACUAAACACUUCUGUCCAGUCAUCUAAUGCGGCUACUUUGAAGAGGAUAUCCGAGUUGGAGGACAUUAUACGCAGAAAGAACACGAUAAUUACUCGAUUGAAGAAGGACAUGAUUGUUCUAGAACAAAAGGUUGUCCACCUGACAAGGCUUCAAAGAGCUUCCUCCUCUACCUCAAGUCCAAACUAUUGGCAAAUUCCACCCAUGAUGGAUAACCUCCUUUACGACAUGGAUAGUACUACUAGCCCUUCUUCGUCAGAUUCGGAUUCCUCCCCGAAGAACCGUCCACAAGCUCAGGUUCCCAAAACAGAGGAAGCUAGUUUCCAGAAUGAUUACUCCCUUUAAAGGGAGAGCAGAAAUCAGCACCUGCAAAAGUAUCGAGCUCUUUUGCGAGACAAACUGAUUGCCAUUCGAUGCCUGAACCAGCUACUCCAUUAAGGGAAAUAUCGAUGAAUCAUAAGUCUAAACCACCUCUUCGAGGCAAAGGCAAGUGUCGACCAGUCAAGAUUCAAAGAGAAUUAAGAAGCAAACUCGUAGUGCAUCGAAAGAUUUUACUUCGAAGAAGAGAUGGUCUUAGUAAGUACUUGGAAACUAGAUGGUUUAGAAUCUUGGAGUGGGCCGAGUGGCAUUAUGUUGCCUGAACAUCUUCUCGUUGAAGCUCAAAGUACGUACGCUGAAUCUAGAUUGAAUGUGCAAAAUAGAUAUAUCUAUCAUACAAACUAGUACGCAUCUAUAUGUUCAGAAAAGUUUUAUU
Messenger RNA from Hibiscus syriacus, 1399 nucleotides. RefSeq lists its product as uncharacterized. The coding region runs from base 364 to 990 and encodes 208 amino acids. The record is from RefSeq and is a predicted model, not a curated record. NCBI's taxonomy places the organism in Eukaryota, Viridiplantae, Streptophyta, Magnoliopsida, Malvales, Malvaceae. The transcript is spliced from 6 exons.